CUUAUAUAAUUUGAUUAAAAAAUCGCUUGUUUAAUAUACCAGUAAUAUUUCAUAACACCUUAUGACACGAUUGUCACAUUGUAACAUUUCCUCAAAUCAAAUUCAAUAAAUAUACACGAAGAUGUCGCAACGAAGAAAAGAAAAAAAGGGCCCAAGCCCCGAAGAAAGAUUAGCACGGGACAAUAGGGCACGUAGAAAGUUCAAAGCCUUCAUAAGGCUUGUGAUGGCUAACCUUUUUUGGCUGGGAGACCUAGACGACACGCUGGGAGAAAAUGUAAUGCUCAACAUACAAAAAUUGACCAGAAAGAAAAUCAAAAAGAGCACACUGACCACGAGAGAGAAACUGAUUUUGACCAAACCGAAAGAGGACAGGACCGAGGAGGAGAAGCAUUUAUUGAACAGGGCUAUUGGAGGACUAAAAUGCUUCAGAAGAUAUCCGCCUAAUGUAAAAAGCCAAUUAGCCGCAGUCACUUAUUUCGUCUACAUUGGUCCAGACAGAGUAAUUGUAAAGCAAGAUCAUCCUCCUUCUUCUAUGUACUUUUUACUGUCCGGCGAAGGAGCGGUAACAGUUAGGACUUACGAUAAAAUGCUUAAGGAGUGGAUCAAAUCGGAGCAUGGAUUCGUUGGUCCAGGAACAAUGUUUGGAGAAGUAGCUCUGAUUCACGGUAUAGCCAGAACGGCCACAAUAACAACCACAAUGCCCUGUGAAUUAUUGCUAAUAAAAAAAGAAGAUUUCGAUAUUGUCCUGAAGGAAACCGUGUGGAAAGCCUGGGAAGAAAUCACCAAAAUAAUGAACAGGUAUUCAUAUUUCAAAAACUGGGACGUCGUCACGAAACGUGAGUGCAGCAUUAUUUCGAGAACGAAGAAUUUCAGAGCCGACCAGGUGGUUUUGGGCGACAAUACUGGAGUAUCUACAUAUUCAUAUUUAAUAACUAAAGGCAGCUGUAGUGUAAUCGAACAUCUAGAAGUUUUGGUCUAUUAUGUUUCCGGAAUCAAAAAAUACAAACUUCAUAUUAGCCCCGAAGACAAUGAAGAAGUAUGUACUUCCAAACAACAGAAAGUUAAAAUUUCCAAAACUAUCAAACCAAAAUCUAAAGAAGGCGAAGUGGAAUUACAUUUUAUAAAAGUUUGCGAGCUAAGCGAGGGUGCUAUAUUUAAUAUCGGAGAGAAUUUUGAACGGAGAAGGGUCGUGGCUGACACUAACACCAGUUGCCUGUUGAUUCCGCGCUAUUGGCUAAUGAAAAUGAAUAAGGAUAAUAUUUGGAAUAGGGUGCAACAGUUUUUGAACAAGAAUAUUCCACGACGCAGAAAAUUUUUGUGGAGUGGCUCAAGGAGAAGAGGUUUUUGGCUUACAGACAGAAGCUAGUCAAAGAUAUUAUGGCCAAAAAGAAGGUUAACAAUACGAAUUGUAUUCAUAAUGUACCUUAUAGUAUAAGGUUGAAGGAAUCUACUGAAGCAUAUGAAAAUUUUUGAAAUAAAUUCUCUUACCUUUUAUUGUAAUAUAAAAGAUGACACAACCAGAAGAAAGUUUUAGUAAAAGUUGUCGCCCAUUCAUUGAUGUUAGUGGAAUAUUGAUUGAUCUCUUCUUUAGUGGUUUUUUCAAUUUCUUCAGACAGUAUUCCUUG
Messenger RNA from Ceutorhynchus assimilis (cabbage seed weevil), 1625 nucleotides. The record is from the annotation of a GenBank genome assembly. Lineage: Eukaryota; Metazoa; Arthropoda; Insecta; Coleoptera; Curculionidae.